AUGGGCACGAGCGCGGGACGGAACAUCGCAUAUCACGUGGGGCUGCGCGCGUGCGCCGCCACCGCCGCGGCCGAUCUGGAGCCUUUGGUGAUCAGAGGCCUGAUCUUGCACCACCCCUUCUUUGGUAGGUCCCGGAGGACCGAGUCGGAAGUGAGGCUGUUCAACAACUCAAUCCCACCGGUGAACGUGGCGGAUCUGCUGUGGGAGCUGGCGCUGCCGGUUGGUGCCGACCGGGACCACGAGUAUUGCAAUCCGACGUCUGUGGACAGAUCAGAGGAGUGGGAGAGGAUGAGAGCGAAGGGGUGGCGAGCGGUGGUGGCGGGCAGUGGCGGAAAUCCGCUGAUAGAUCAGUAG
Molecule: messenger RNA, 354 nt
Organism: Syzygium oleosum
Lineage: Eukaryota; Viridiplantae; Streptophyta; Magnoliopsida; Myrtales; Myrtaceae
Product: probable carboxylesterase 120
Exons: 1
Coding region: 1-354 (117 amino acids)
Molecular function (GO): hydrolase activity
Source: RefSeq, a predicted model, not a curated record